This is a messenger RNA of Vicia faba (fava bean), 474 nucleotides long. NCBI's taxonomy places the organism in Eukaryota, Viridiplantae, Streptophyta, Magnoliopsida, Fabales, Fabaceae. The record is from the annotation of a GenBank genome assembly.
AUGGAUUGGAAGUUUCUCGAUGUCACGAUGGAAAGAACGGGUUUCAAUAGAAAACGGCGAGGCUGGAUUUCUGAAUGCUUACUGUCUUCUAUGAUAUCAGUAUUGGUACCUUUCCUCUUUUUGAUGGUAGCAGAAGGAUUUAAUGUGAUGAUGGUUAAAAGCAUACAGAUGAAGAUUUUUAACGAGUAUGAGGUUGGUAGAGGCAAGCUGAUUUCAAGACUCAAAGUAAAUUUCAAUAAGAGCUCACUAAUCGGAGUAAAUAUUCAUCGCUCAUGGUUGGAAGAGGCCGUUGUGGCUCUGAACUGCAGAGUCUGGACAACCCCUUUCAAAUAUCUUGGGCUUCCUGUAGGAGGUAAUCAUAGGAGAAUGGGCUCGUGGAAGUCGGUGGUUGAUACUGUGUGGCGUAGGCUGUCCUCGUGGAACAAUAAUAAUCUUUCAAUCGGUGGGCAUAUUAUUCUAUUGAAGUCAGUUUAA